GGACUUCCAUGAUGUGGUUCUAUGCUCUGGUCCUAGUUUCUCUCUCUGCUUGCACAGCAUGGGCAACCCAGCAAUCCUCGCCCCCAGUGGUAGACACCGCGCAUGGCAAAGUUCUGGGGAAAUAUAUCAGCCUGGAAGGAUUUGCACAGCCUGUGGCCGUUUUCCUGGGAGUCCCUUUUGCCAAGCCCCCUCUUGGAUCCCUGAGGUUUGCUCCUCCACAGCCAGCAGAGCCAUGGGACAAUGUGAAGAACACCACCUCUUACCCUCCCAUGUGCUCCCAACUCACAGGAACAGGUCCAGUGCUCUCCGAGAUAUUUUCCAACAGACUGGAAAACUUUCCUCUUGAGUACUCAGAAGACUGUCUUUACUUGAAUAUUUACUCUCCUGCUAACCUGACAAGCAAAAGCCGACUGACAGUGAUGGUGUGGAUCCAUGGAGGUGGUUUAUUAUCUGGUGGGGCAUCAACAUUUGAUGGAGUGCCACUCUCUAUCCAUGAGAACGUGGUGGUGGUGACCAUUCAGUACCGCCUGGGAAUCUGGGGAUUCUUCAGCACUGGGGACAAACACAGCAGGGGAAACUGGGGACACUUGGACCAGGUAGCUGCUCUGCACUGGGUCCAGGACAACAUUGCCAACUUUGGAGGGAACCCAGACUCUGUGACCAUCUUUGGAGAGUCAUCAGGAAGUGAAAGUGUCUCUGUUCUUGUACUAUCACCCUUGACCAAGAACCUCUUCCACCGGGCAAUUUCUGAAAGUGGUGUGGCCCUCACUCCAUGUCUGUUCAGGAAGAGUACCCGGGCUGGGGCUGAGCAAGUUGCUAUUAUUGCUGGAUGUGAAACCACCUCUUCAGCUGUCAUGGUUCACUGUUUGCGCCAGAAGACAGAGGAAGAGCUCUUGCAGACUACACUGAAAAUGAAAUUUUUUACUCUCAAUUUACACGGAGACCCCAGAGAGAGCUAUCCCUUCCUGACCACUGUGAUUGAUGGAGUGGUGCUUCCAAAGGCACCAGAAGAGAUUCUGGCUGGAAAGAACUUCAGCACUGUCCCCUACAUCGUGGGAAUCAACAAGCAGGAGUUUGGCUGGUAUAUUCCAACGAUGAUGGGCUUUCCACUCUCUGAAGGCAAGCUGGACCAAAAGACAGCCACAUCACUCUUGUGGAAGUCCUACCCUCUUACAAACAUCUCUGAGAAACUGGCUCCAGUGGCCACUGAGGAGUAUUUAGGAGGCACAGAUGACCUUGUCAAAAAAAAAGACCUGUUUCUCGCCUUGAUGGGAGAUGUGAUGUUUGCUGUUCCAUCUGUUAUUGUGGCCCGUGGCCACAGAGAUGCUGGAGCCCCUACCUACAUGUAUGAGUUCCAUUAUCGCCCAAGCUUUUCAUCAGACCUGAAACCCAAGACUGUGAUAGCAGACCAUGGGGAUGAGGUCUACUCCGUCUUGGGGAUCCCAUUUUUAAAAGGUAAUGACCCCUUUGCUGAAGAGGAGAUCAACCUCAGCAAGAUGGUGAUGAAGUUCUGGGCCAACUUUGCUCGCAAUGGGAACCCCAAUGGAGAGGGGCUGCCCCACUGGCCAAAGUAUGAUCAAAAGGAAGGAUACUUACAAAUUGGUGCCAGUACCCAGGCUUCCCAGAGGCUAAAAGAGAAGGAAACAACUUUCUGGACUGAACUCAGGGCCAAGGAGGCAGUGGAGAAGCCACCCCAGAGAGAACACAUUGAGAAGUGAGCAAGAAGAUCAGCCAGCCUCAUUAUCCCGGAGCAGCUAACAGAGGGGUAUUCUACAGAAGGUGUUUAUAGGCAGAAGGCGUAUCUUGUAGAGGCUGAAAUUGAUUGUUGGGGAUAGCAGCAG
Molecule: messenger RNA, 1841 nt
Organism: Fukomys damarensis (Damara mole-rat)
Lineage: Eukaryota; Metazoa; Chordata; Mammalia; Rodentia; Bathyergidae
Product: liver carboxylesterase 1
Exons: 14
Coding region: 9-1718 (569 amino acids)
Biological process (GO): lipid catabolic process
Cellular component (GO): endoplasmic reticulum; lipid droplet
Molecular function (GO): carboxylic ester hydrolase activity
Source: RefSeq, a predicted model, not a curated record